Molecule: messenger RNA, 522 nt
Organism: Linderina pennispora
Lineage: Eukaryota; Fungi; Kickxellomycota; Kickxellomycetes; Kickxellales; Kickxellaceae
Exons: 2
Coding region: 1-522 (173 amino acids)
Source: RefSeq, a predicted model, not a curated record
AUGCAGUUCACCACCGUUCUUGCCCUCCUCUUCACCACAGUGUCCGCCCUGCCCGCCCUGGAAAUCGGCACGCUCCUUUUGAACCAGGAGCUGGCCGAGCGCACUGCAAUUGCGAACCGCGAGGCACUGCUGCGUGAUUUCCUCAACCGCGACGACACACUGGGCUCCGACCUCAUCCUGGCUAACAAGCACGGGCUUACAGGCAACGCCGUCGGCAUAACGAAUGAGCAGGCGGUGACUAUCCAGAACCAACUGAUUGCGCAGCGCAACCUGGAGGCCCCGGCUGCGCAGCAUGCAGUGGCCACAUUCGCGGCCCAGCCCGUUGUGGUGCAGACGCACGCGCCUGCGCCUAUUGUAGUGCAAACCCACGCGCCUGCACCUAUCGUGGUGCAGACACAAGAGGCUGCACCUGUGUUCCAGGUGCCCGAGACUGCUGCAAUCAUUGUCGAUACAAAGCCGCAUGCCAAAUCAGCCAGGCCGGUUUACCGCCAUCUUGCGCUGCACACUGCCAUUGCGCUUUAA